UCUUGGGUUGGAAGACUUUCUCUCUGUGGGUGACACUUCUGGAACAGAGGAGAAUACAGACUCAGCUAUCUUAUAUGGAACUUUGCGAGGAAGUGUUGUUGGAUUACGAUACUACACAGGGAUUGUUAAUAACAAUGAAAUGGUUGCACUUCAGAGGGAGCCUAAUAAUCCUUAUGAUAAAAAUGCAGUGAAAGUAAAUAACGUGAAUGGAGACCAGGUAGGCCAUAUAAAAAAAGAACUAGCAGCAGCAUUGGCAGGCAUUAUGGACAACAAACUAGCAAUAGUUGAAGGGGUUGUCCCUUAUGGAGCAAAAAAUGCCUUUACCAUGCCUGUACAAAUGAGCUUUUGGGGAAGAGAAGAAAACAAGGAAACAGUGCUAGAUCAGCUAAAAAGGCAUGGUUUUAAAUUGGCUCCUCCUCUGAAAGGUUCAGAAUGUGGUUUUGGAUCAAAGUGGAUUUCUGGGAGAGCUGGUCCAAGUUAUAGCGCUCCAGUUCAUGCUGCUGUGCAGUUGACAACUGAGCAGCUUAAAAGUGAAUUUGACAAAUUGUUUGAGGAUCUGAAGGAAGAUGAUAAAACUUGUGAAAUGGAAGGAGCAGAGGCUGUUGGCACAGUCUUGCUUCCCCAUCAGAAGCAGGCUUUAGCUUGGAUGGUUUCACGUGAGAACAGUAAUGAUUUGCCACCAUUCUGGGAAGAGAGAAGUAACUUCUAUUACAAUAUACUUACAAAUUUUGCAGAAAAGCAGCGACCUAAAAACGUUCUUGGAGGAAUACUGGCUGAUGAUAUGGGACUGGGUAAAACGCUUACUACUAUUGCAUUGAUUCUCACAAAUUUUCAAGAUGGCAAGCCUCUCCCUGUUGAAAAGGUCACAAGUGAGAAGUUUUAUGAGGAAUCUGGUACUGACAGCAUGAACAACGUUGGAUGCAGACCGUGUAAAGACUCUAGCAGUGUGGUGGAACCUGGUGUUUCUAACGUAAAGAAGUUUGAAACUAGUCCUAUGAAACACUCAAGUUGUCUUCCAAAAAGAGAUAAAGCAAAGAAACCCAGAUAUUCAGGAAGCAGUGACUUGGGAGAGUCUGAAGAAUGGCUACUGCAACAAGCGGAAAGUACUGUGAGCACUCAGUCAGUUGAGAAGAAAUAUUCUGGUUAUAGCCCCAGAGCAACACUGAUUGUAUGUCCACUGUCUGUCCUAAGCAACUGGAUAGACCAGUUUGAACAACAUAUCCACCAAGAUUUUCAUGUAAAUAUUUAUGUUUAUUAUGGUUCUGACCGUAGCAAAGACCCAUCGUUUCUUUCAGAACAAGACAUCGUACUGACAACAUACAACAUCUUAGCUACUGAUUACGGAAUCAGAGGUGACAGCCCUUUACACAAAGUCAAGUGGCUGAGAAUUGUGUUGGAUGAGGGGCACACUAUACGAAAUCCAAAUGCUCAGCAAACUAAAGCUGCCUUAAAUCUGGAGGGACACAGAAGAUGGGUACUUACAGGCACUCCUAUUCAGAAUUCCGUAAAGGAUUUGUGGUCUCUUAUUUCCUUCUUAAAACUGAAACCUUUUACUGAUCUAGAGUGGUGGCACAGAACAAUUCAACGUCCAGUCACAAUGGGAGCUCCAGGAGGACUUGGGCGUUUACAGUCUCUGAUUAGGAGUAUUACCCUUAGAAGAACUAAAACAAGUAAAGUUAAAGGAAAACCCAUUUUGGAGUUACCAGAACGUAAAGUACUUAUUCAGCAUGUUACGCUUACAAAGGGAGAGAGACAAAUCUAUCAGUCUGUGAAGGAGGAGGGCAAAGUUGCUAUUAGCAGAUUUUUCAGUGAAGGGACUGUACUAGCUCACUAUGCUGACAUCCUUGGUGUCCUGCUCAGAUUAAGGCAGCUUUGUUGUCAUCCUCAUCUUUGUAUAAAUACAUCUUCUUCUAGUUUUUCAGCUGAUAAUAAAACUCCUGAGGAACUGCAUGAGACAUUAGUGAGUAAAAUGAAGUUGGUUCUGAGCUCUGGUUCAGAUGAAGAGUGUGCAGUUUGCUUAGAAUCACUGACUGUUCCUGUGAUAACACGCUGUGCACAUGUGUUUUGUAAGCCAUGUAUUUUUGAAGUCAUCAGAAGUGAACAGCCAAAUGCCAAAUGCCCUCUCUGUAGGAAGGAGCUUCGAGUAGAGCACUUGGUGGAAUGUCCCCUGGAAGAGGAAAUAGAUUCUAGUAAUGGAAAGAAGUCUGAACAGGAAUGGAUAUCCAGUUCAAAGAUAAACGCUCUCAUGCAUGCUUUGAUAGAACUACGGAGGGAUAAUCCAACUGCUAAAUGUCUGGUUGUUUCUCAGUUCACAACUUUCCUGUCACUGAUAGAAAAUCCCUUGAAAGAAUCGGGGUUUGCCUUUACUCGCUUGGACGGGUCAAUGGCACAGAAGAAAAGAGUAGAAGCAAUUCAGUGUUUCCAAAGUGGCCAAGCAGGAUCCCCAACUGUAAUGCUUUUGUCUCUGAAAGCAGGUGGAGUUGGAUUAAAUCUGACAGCAGCUUCCCGAGUGUUUUUAAUGGAUCCUGCUUGGAAUCCCGCUGCCGAAGACCAGUGUUUUGACAGGUGUCACAGGCUGGGUCAGAAGCAUAAUGUUGUUAUUACUAAGUUCAUUGUGAAGGAUUCAGUGGAAGAAAAUAUGCUGAAAAUUCAGAAGAAGAAGAGGGAACUUGCAUCAGGAGCCUUUGCCACCAAAAAGCCUUCAGCAAGUGAAGUGAAACAAACCAAAAUUAAUGAAAUUAAGGCUCUAAUUGAUUUAUAG
Molecule: messenger RNA, 2761 nt
Organism: Phaethon lepturus (White-tailed tropicbird)
Lineage: Eukaryota; Metazoa; Chordata; Aves; Phaethontiformes; Phaethontidae
Gene: HLTF
Product: helicase-like transcription factor
Exons: 22
Molecular function (GO): zinc ion binding; ATP-dependent chromatin remodeler activity; nucleic acid binding
Source: RefSeq, a predicted model, not a curated record